This is a messenger RNA of Balaenoptera acutorostrata (minke whale), 1451 nucleotides long. RefSeq names its product mitochondrial transcription termination factor 4 (gene MTERF4). NCBI's taxonomy places the organism in Eukaryota, Metazoa, Chordata, Mammalia, Artiodactyla, Balaenopteridae. Gene Ontology annotation, molecular function: double-stranded DNA binding. Gene Ontology annotation, cellular component: mitochondrion. The transcript has 5 exons. The record is from RefSeq and is a predicted model, not a curated record. Gene Ontology annotation, biological process: regulation of DNA-templated transcription; mitochondrial ribosome assembly. Bases 92 to 1135 code for a protein of 347 amino acids.
AGGGCGGAAGCAGAGGACCCGGAGGGCGGAAGCAGCGGACCCGGGAGACGGCUGCUUCCGGCGUCAGCGGCGCUGUCGCUGCCUCCGCGCUAUGGCUGCGUUGGGUUGGCAGGUCUCGGCUUGGCACCGCCUGAUCCCCCUCACCUGGUCCCUUAUUGCUAGGCAGACUGCUCAGCUUGGAGAACAGAAGAGGACGACUGCUCUUUUGCUGCGUAAACUGACAACGGUCUCCAGCGGGGGGGACCUCGGGGAGUCACCCUUUGUUGAACCCCAGAAGUGCGCGCAAGAACCAGAGCACAGGACGGGGCUGACUCAGUGCCUCCUUGAGAAGCAGAGGACGGCUGUGGAGCGAGGGAAGAUCGUCAGUUCCCUCCUGGACAUGGGUUUCAGUGACGUCCAUGUUAACGAACUGCUCAGUAUACAGCCAGGUACCCACCCCCAGCAGUUGCUGGACAUCAUUUCAGAAUUAAUACUCCUGGGUCUGAAUCCAGAGCCUGUGUGUGUGGCCUUCAAGAGAAGUCCUCAGUUACUGAAACUGCCUAUCAUGCAAAUGAAGAAGCGCUCCAGUUACCUGCGAAAGCUGGGGCUUGGAGAAGGGAAAUUAAAGAGGGUGCUUUACUGUUGCCCUGAAGUUUUCACCAUGCGUCAGCGGGACAUUGAGAUCAUCGUCGGGGUUCUCAAGGAGAAGUGCCUUUUCACGGUAAAGCAAGUCACCGAGAUUUUGCACAGAUGCCCCUGUGUUCUUCGGGAGGACCCUGGUGAACUGGAGUACAAAUUCCAGUAUGCCUACUUCAGGAUGGGGAUUAACCAUGUGGACGUGGUGAAGACCGACUUCCUGCAGUACUCCAUGACCAAGACCAAGGAGAGGCACGUGUUCCUGGAGCGCCUGGGCCGGUACCAGACCCCCGACAAGAAGGGGCAGACGCUGGUCCCCAACCCUUUACUCAAGGACAUCCUCAGGGUGUCAGAAGCUGAGUUUCUGGCCAAGACAGCCUGUUCUUCAGCUGAGGAGUUUGAGGUUUUUAAGAAACUCUUGGCCCGGGAGGAGGAGGAGUCUGAGGGCCGUAUGGCUGACGACGAAAGUCUGGAGGAGGAGGAGGAGGAGCCGGAGGAAGGGGAGGAGCGGGAGCCGUGAUGGACAGACUGGAGUGAAAAGAGCCCAGCGAGAUCAAAGGGGGACGCCGGUUUGAUCCCUGGUCGGGGAACUAAGAUCCCACAUGCCGCAGGGCGACUAAGCUGGCGCGCUGCAACUACUGAGCCCAUGCACUCUGGAGCCCGCGUGCCACGACUGGCGAGCCCACGUGCCGCCAGUAAUGAAUGAGCCCAUGCACCACAACUAGAAGAAAGCCUAUGCACUGCAGUGAAGAGCCUGCACGCUGCAACGAAAGACCCCGAGUGCCCCAACUAAGACCCAACGCAGCCAAUAAAUAAAUAAAUAAAUGAAUAUUUUU